AUGGUGGAGGUGCCGGGGUCUGAGCUCAGGAUCGUCCUUGUUGGCAAAACCGGGAAUGGGAAAAGUGCAACAGCAAACACCAUCCUGGGAACUAAAGCCUUUACAUCUAAGAUAGCAGCUAAGUCAGUAACCACAGAAUGCGGAAUUGCAGAGACAAGGCACUGUGGCAGGAAGAUUGUGGUUGUUGACACACCUGGGUUUUUUGACACGCAUCGUUUGUCAUCCGAAAUUGCCGCUGAAGUUAAAAAAUGUGUGAAGCUCUGCCACCCAGGUCCCCACGCCAUUAUCCAGGUCCUUCGUCCCGGUCGUUUCACUAAGGAGGAGAAGGAGGUUGCUCAGUUCAUCAAAGAUAUUUUCAGCCUUAAAGCCAAGGCCUACCUGAUCAUGUUGUUCACCCAGAAAGAUGACCUGGAAGGGAUGCCCAUUGAGUGCUUCAUCGAAGAGGCAGACGAAGAUCUGCAGCAGCAAACUGUGGACUGUGGGAACCGGUACCUGGCGUUCAACAACAAGGCUGGAGGGGAGGAACGGGAGGCUCAGGUCGAUGAAUUGAUUCAGGUGAUUGAUGACCUGGUGAAGGCCAACAGAGGUUCCCCCUGUUACACCGAGGAGAUGUUUAAGGAAGACAAAAAGAAGAGCAAAUCCAGGUGGCCCUGCACCCUCUUGUAG
This is a messenger RNA of Candoia aspera, 666 nucleotides long. Its product is annotated as GTPase IMAP family member 9-like. The transcript has 2 exons. Bases 1 to 666 code for a protein of 221 amino acids. The record is from RefSeq and is a predicted model, not a curated record. Lineage: Eukaryota; Metazoa; Chordata; Lepidosauria; Squamata; Candoiidae. Gene Ontology annotation, molecular function: GTP binding.